Molecule: messenger RNA, 651 nt
Organism: Paramecium octaurelia
Lineage: Eukaryota; Ciliophora; Oligohymenophorea; Peniculida; Parameciidae
Source: the annotation of a GenBank genome assembly
AUGGUAUUAAGUGUAGAAGUUCCUGAAUUAAAAAAUGUACCAAAAAUUUUUUUUGGAAAUAACAAAGAUUAAAGAAAUUUGUCAAAUCCAAGCCAUGUCUAAUAUGAAGCAGUAUAUUAAAUUUAAUCAAUUAUUUGGCAAAAUCUAAAAUUGAUUAAUUGUAAUGUUAAUAUCUGGAAUGUUCAUCAUAAACAUAAGAAGGUUUAAAAGAGGUCUUUGACUAAGCGAUAAAAAAAGUCCUUUAAGUUAAAGGUUAAAAAUCAGAAAAUACUUCAAGUAAAAAUCAAAAAGGAUCAAAUCAGGAAAAAGAAAAAUGCUUAAUUUUUUGAUUAAAUAUACGCAAUAAAUGAUAAAAAUAUCACAGUUUCAUAUAUUCAUAUUUAAUUAUCAAACACUUCCAUUAUGAAUUAUAAAUUUAAAAGACUACAUAAUUAUUUUAUUUAGAAAGAAAGAAAUAGAUUUAUCUAUUUAUGGCUAUAAAAAGUAUAAUUAAAUUCAUAUAAUUGGGAGAAAUAAAUAAAUGAAAAAAUUGAAAAUAAAUUAUUGAAACUUGAAGUUUAUAGAUAAAUAGAGAUUAUUAUUAAUAAGUUGAAUGUUGCAGAAGAAUUUAUGUCGGAUGGAUUAUAAGGUUUUAUAACUUCAGGUAUUUGA